Molecule: messenger RNA, 480 nt
Organism: Peronospora matthiolae
Lineage: Eukaryota; Oomycota; Peronosporomycetes; Peronosporales; Peronosporaceae
Source: the annotation of a GenBank genome assembly
AUGCCCAUGCGCGACUACGUGCAGAUGGCUCGACAUCUGGCGUCGUGCAUUGUCACGCAUCCCACGGACAAGUACACACAAGUGAAUGUGUUUAUUGAUGGCAUGCGUGAAGGGCAGACUUGCCUAUCGCUGGAACGCGCGGAGCCUGCCACGUUGGAGGAGGCUUUCGCUAUCGCCUUCCGUGAGGACUUCAGAGUCACCAAGGCCUAUAACAAGCCUUCAAGUGUUACCGAUGUCAAGUCAGCGGGCCUGAAACAUAUGGAGAUAGAUGCAAUUGAGUCGUCGAGUGACCGACGACGCGCUACGUUCUACAAGGGCGACGUCCGUAGCGGACGCCAGUUGAUUAGCUUUCGAUGCCGAAAGCCGGGAUAUCGCGCGGCUGAAUGCCGCGCGCCAGCACCGAUGUCGGUACACGCGACGGACACCCAUCAUAAGGGAGGUGCUCCGCUAACUCGUCCAAAAAACGGACGAGAUCAGUAG